Molecule: messenger RNA, 1875 nt
Organism: Closterium sp. Yama58-4
Lineage: Eukaryota; Viridiplantae; Streptophyta; Zygnematophyceae; Desmidiales; Closteriaceae
Source: the annotation of a GenBank genome assembly
AUGUUAAUGGCGGACUGGACAGAACAGGAGGUGAAAGAAGCAUUUAUGACAAUGGCGAGGAAUAAAUCACCCGGUGGAGAUGGGCUACCGAAGGAGCUGUUCGAGUGUCAUUGGGACCUGCUGGGGGGGAGUUUUAUGGCGCUGGUAAAGGAUUUCGAGAAAUCAGCGUCUAUCCCCGCAGAGCUCAAGGAGGCGGUCACUAUCUUGCUGCAUAAGAAAGGAGAUCGUGAUCAGCUGAAUAACUAUCAGCCCAUCACUCUCCUCAACUUAACAUACAAGGUGUCAGCCAAGGUCAUGGCAGAGCGGAUGAAACGGGUUCUGCACCAAGUCAUCUCACCGGAGCAGUAUGGGUUCAUCCCGAGAAGACGCCUGUCGGAUGCGGUGGCGCUGGUUGCGGAUAUCAUUGAUGUGGCGAAGAACGAGAAGGCGGACUGGUAUAUGCUGUUAGUCGAUUUCCAGAAAGCUUUCGAUUCGGUAUCGAGGGACUUCCUCUUCCAGGUGCUUCGAAGGAUGGGGUUUCCGGAGCGGUAUGUUGGCUGGGUAGAAGGCCUACAUGAGAACACAACGACGAAGCUCCUGGUUAACGGCCGGCUUGGAGAGGGAAUGAACGUGGUCUCGGGUGUUCGGCAGGGCUGCCCACUUGCACCCUACCUGUUCUUGUGUGCGGUGGAGCCGCUGGCUCAGGAGGUAGAGAGGGAGAAGCUGGGGCUCAGUAAGGACGGGCAGCAGCUCGGCUAUCUUGGGUACGCUGAUGACACAACGUUGGUUUUGCAAGGCAAGGAGCAGAUUGUCAGAGCAGAGGAAAUCUUGGAUAAUUUUGAAAAAGCAGCUGGACUGGCCACAAACAAAGGGAAAACGGUGAUUUUACCUCUGGGAGAGAACAUUGGCGCUGCGGCAGACGGCGCGUCUAGCUUCAAAUGGGCGGGUGCAGACGAUGCUGAACGCCUGCUAGGCGUGUGGGUGACUCCCUCUGGGAAUGGGCAGAAAACGUGGGAGAAGGCGAUGGAGCGCAUUACCGAGAAAUUGGUGAAGUGGAAGCAGAAGUACCUGACGACAGCAGCCCGAGCGUCAGUGGUUAAUUUCUACAUCACCCCGCUGCUUGCUUUCCAAGCUCAAAUCUAUCCGCCACCUGCAGACAUCUGGGAAGAUUUGGUGCGGUUGUUACACGGGUUUACAUCUGGGAACAGAGUGUCGUCAACGAAUGGAUUUUUUCUCUGGAGUAAGGUGCUGCUGUAUACCACGAGAGCAGCGGGCGGAAUUGGCGUGCGGGACCCAGAGAUUGUUAUCACCUACUUAGCGGCGAGAAGAGCGGGGUUAUACAUCAUGGAAUGCAACAGCCUUAAGAAAGAUCUGAUGGUGCGGGCGGCGAAACUUCCCUUGGGAGCAGAAUCUUUCGGAGCACAUGAGAAGCUCUUCAAGCACUUGGAAGGUGGUAGUAUUCGGUGGAAGCAGACGUGUGAGAGUAUUGCUGGGUCGCCGCUGUGCUUGCGUGCCUCUGCCUCAACAAAGGAAGAGAUUCUGCAGGAGCGGGUGGUUUUUAAUAAAAACAUAUUACUACGGGGCACCACGCCGAUCGGAGGGCAAAAGGAUGCCAGGAAGCUGUGGGAUUUGCGACUGGGGGAUCUGUUCAUGAGAAGCGAAGCAGGGGAGCUUGAGCAGAAAACCAUUGCGGAAUUAGCAAGGCUUCUGGGCAGUAACGGCCCGGCGAAGCUGGCGCUGAAGGCUGUUGGUGCUCUCCCUGCCAGAUGGUACAGAGAGCUGGGGUUUCCAAUUGUGCUCCCUUGCUCGGCUGACUCCCCUCAGCUGUUGAAUUUCUUGGAGGAUGGGCGCAUCAUUUCGAUGAAGCGGAUGAGAGAGGGGUGGAAGGAGGCCUAG